GUGGUUUCUAGUGCAUUUUACUGGAGGCAUACGGAGAAGUAAUGGUUGAGUUCUAAACACAGAACAAAGCGAUUUAAAAUAAUUAACUUCUUUCGAAUCUGUUUUCAAUGAACCAGUCUGAACAGUAUCCACCGCCAGGUUUUGGCUGCCCUGCCGCCACAGCCCCUACAUAUUGGGGUCCUCCACCUCCACUCCCACCUUCUCCAAGCUGGUAUCAACCUGGUUUAGAAGCUCAAACGAACUGGUAUGGGUAUCCAGUUCCGUACCUGUGGAACCCAUGGCCUGCGCAAUAUAACAGCACAUUCAACGGAUAUGAACAGCAACCAACACAAGGUCAUGAUUACUUCAGUCAAAACCAAGAUGUACCACAGUCCCCUACCUGUCAUUCAUGGCCAAAUCAAAAUGGUUUAAAAAAAAAGAAAAAGAAAAAAGAACCAAUAUUUUCAUUUUUCUGUGACUCUUGUGAUCGAGGAUUCAAAGCCCAAGAAAUGUAUGAUGAGCAUGUUUCCCAGCAUGUAAAGUGUAUGAUUGAUGGAUGUAGUUAUACUGCACAUGAGAAGCUUGUCCAUAUUCACUGGAAAAAUAUGCAUCGUCCAGGAGCUAAAAGAAUUAAAUUGGAUACCCCUGAGGAAAUUUUAAAAUGGCGAGAAGAACGAAAAAAAAAUUAUCCAACUUUGGCUAAUAUCAACCAAAAGAAGAUGCUGAUGAAUGAAAAAUUGGAACGAGGAGACGUCUUGGAAACACCACAGUUUGGAAAAAUGAAGAAAACGAGAAAAUGGAAAACAUCAAGGGACUGGCAUGGAAAUCACAAGGGCUAUGGUAAAUUUAGGAAAUGGGAAAUGUCAAAGAAUCAACUGAGUAAUUGUAAUGAUUCUCAGACAACAGCGAGUCAGGAGGAUACAGCACAGGCAAACACUGCAAGGGACACUGACCCUCUUGGGAUGUUUGCCACUAGUGAGCCCGAGUCAGACAAGGAUGAAGAUCACAAAGACAAAAAAGAAGGGCUUACAGUGGUCCCAAAGCUGAUGACUUCAGGGUUAGGCGCCCUUGUUGCUAAUUAUGCAAGCAGCUCAGAGAGUGAAAGCAAUGAAGUGCCUGAAGAACUGCCAUUGAGAAAUAUAUCUAAAGUUUUGGAAGAAAAUCAGACUAUUUUGAGGAAUGCACCUUUGAGGUCCAAAAAUGUUCUACCACAUGAGCACCAAGAUGUUAAUAUACAAAGAAAAUAUCAGGAAUCAGGAGCUGUAUUUAAAAAAGGGCCCAGGUUUUGCCCAAGGAAAAUGGGGAGAAAAGCCCAGCAGCAUCCAAUAAAAAGACACCCUACUUUACUAGAAAUGUUGCUGGCUAGAGACAUUCGGCAUGAGAGGAAUGUAAUCCUUCAAUGUGUUCGUUACAUUGUACAGAGUAACUUUUUUGGGCUUGAUGAAAUGGCUACCCCUUCAGUGGAACACUUUUCAAACCAUAUUGUCAAAGUUGGUGAUGAAGCUACUUUAAUAGGUGAUUUGAAAUGUACUGUAAUCAAUGAAAACAAACUAAUGGCUUCAGCAAAGGAGGACUGUGUAGAGACUAAAUCACCUGACACUUUUCCAGCAUUAUCAGUGCCUAUAGAUGAUGAAAUUUGGGAGGUUUCAACUCAAGAUCAUGUUGGCUUUAGUUAGAAUGGCCAGAUUUUGAUACUGGAAAUUGUAACAAAGUGAACUAUAGUGACUAUUGCAUUGUUAAAAUGGGAAAUCAUGUGCCUAUCGUGACUAAAAUAAAUUUUUAGUAUUUCAUAGCUAAC
Erpetoichthys calabaricus (reedfish) is the source of this 1777-nucleotide messenger RNA. It is a transcript of the gene nufip1, whose product is annotated as nuclear FMR1 interacting protein 1. Gene Ontology annotation, biological process: box C/D snoRNP assembly. Gene Ontology annotation, cellular component: nucleus. Gene Ontology annotation, molecular function: RNA binding. The transcript is spliced from 10 exons. NCBI's taxonomy places the organism in Eukaryota, Metazoa, Chordata, Cladistia, Polypteriformes, Polypteridae. The coding region runs from base 108 to 1655 and encodes 515 amino acids. The record is from RefSeq and is a predicted model, not a curated record.